This is a messenger RNA of Pantherophis guttatus, 3051 nucleotides long. It is a transcript of the gene GAS2, whose product is annotated as growth arrest specific 2. Gene Ontology annotation, biological process: actin crosslink formation. The record is from RefSeq and is a predicted model, not a curated record. Gene Ontology annotation, cellular component: actin filament. Lineage: Eukaryota; Metazoa; Chordata; Lepidosauria; Squamata; Colubridae. Gene Ontology annotation, molecular function: cytoskeletal adaptor activity; microtubule binding; actin filament binding.
AAAGUCAUCGCGCGCCGCUCCUCUCCAAUGCAUUGGGAGCAACAUAACUAAGCAUUUGGCUCGUCCUCGGUCCAAAGUUUCUGCGAAGAGUUUGUAAUUCAAUAUCCCUCUCCUUUCCUAUGGUAAACCUGUAUUUGCCGUUUCGCCGCUUCUUUCUAUCCAACCCCCCCUCCCUUACUCCCCUCCCUCAAGUCAGCAUUAAACUUCCGUUCCGUCUAUGUGGACUGAUGAAAUGUAGGAAAUCUGUUUCUGGCGAAAAAAAAAAAAAACCCGCUUUCCCAAAGAGAGCACCAAGUAUACAGAGAUCAGAAGUAUGAACAGUGGCAGUAGCGCUGCUACGGUCGGGCUGCUCGGGCUAAGAGGACGGGCUACGAGAGGAGGAGAGGAGCUCUGAGCCAUUGCACGGGCAAAAGUUCAGGUACCAUCAGUGGCUGAAGGAUGUGCACUUCUCUGAGUCCUAAGGUCCGAGGCCCUGGCCUCUCUGAUAUGCACCAGUACAGCCAGUGGUUGGCCAGCAGACAUGAGGCUAAUUUGUUACCAAUGAAGGAAGAUUUGGCGCUAUGGCUGACAAACUUGCUGGGGAAAGAAAUAACAGCUGAAACCUUCAUGGAGAAAUUGGAUAAUGGUGCUUUGCUCUGUCAGCUAGCAGAGACUUUACAGGAGAAAUUUAAAGAAAACUGCAUUGAAAUCAAAUUUGGGAAGAAAAUGCCAGUGAGGAAAAUUCCCUGCAAAGCCAAUGCUCCAUCUGGAUCUUUUUUUGCACGGGACAAUACAGCAAAUUUCCUAUCUUGGUGCAGAGAUGUGGGAGUGGAUGAUACUUGUCUCUUUGAAUCUGAAGGGUUGGUCCUCCACAAGCAGCCCAGAGAAGUGUGCCUUUGUUUGCUUGAACUUGGAAGGAUUGCAGCCAGGUUUGGUGUAGAGCCUUCUGGAUUGAUAAAGCUGGAGAAAGAGAUUGAACAAGAAGAGACACUUUCGACUCCUCUUCCUUCUCCUUCCCCUUCCCCAACAAAGUCACCUGGCAAAAAGAGCACAGGAAAACUCCUGGAUGAUGCAGUCAAACAUAUUUCUGAAGACCCUCCUUGUAAAUGCCCUAGUAAAUUUUGUGUGGAGCGCCUUUCUCAGGGAAGGUACAGAGUUGGAGAGAAGAUCCUUUUCAUCAGGAUGCUGCACAACAAACACGUAAUGGUUCGUGUAGGAGGAGGAUGGGAGACAUUUGCAGGAUACUUGCUGAAGCACGACCCCUGCCGAAUGUUGCAAAUAUCUCGGGUGGACGGCAAAACCUCCCCCAUCCAGAACAAGUCUCCAACCAUCAAGGACCUGACUCCAGACAGCUACCUGGUGGUUUCUGCUCAUUACAAAACCAAAAAAGAGAUUAAGUGAAAUUGCCUUCUCAUUUCUUUGGGGGACUUGGUAUAUGUAGACCCACGCUAUUCUUCAUGUGUAGUCAAAUUAGUUGAUGCUUUGAAAGGACUUCUGGACUUAACAUGCAGACUGGAAAUGGCAACCCAUUUCAUGGAUUGUUGAAUGGUAGAACUAUUUAUUUCUAGUACUGUACCUUUUCAUAGCAAGUUACUCUUGGUAGGUUAAUUACGAAAACCAGAUUUUUUUAAGACAGACAUAUUUUUAGCCUAAUUAUUACUCUAUGAAUGUACUCGUAGGAUGAUUAAAACAAUAUGGAUCGUGUUAAAAAAAUGAAAUGGGACAAAUUUGAUUGAAAAAGCAGUAGGUAUGAUUCCCAAUAAUUUGCCGCAGCAAAGGAUUAUAUUCAAUUUAGUGGGGAAAAAAGCACAGGUGGGGAAGAAUAAUGUAAUGGGAAAAACAUCUGCCUUAGGCUCUGGAGAGCUAAUAUCAUAAUAGACAAUGCCAGACAAAUAUAUAUUUUGUUCAAAGAAAAACAGCUCUUUGUUUGUGAUUAUAUCACGUACAGCUCCAAUGAUUGUUGUUUGUAAAUGAUUAUUCAUGGGUUAACAUUUAAACAUGUGAACAGCCCAUUUAAUUUCCUCAACAAAUCAAGGCUGAUCACUACAGAUUAUCUGUAUGAAUCAAAUUGGUGAGUUUAUUCCGUGCUUCCAGGCUGAUUCCUAUAUGGAAAGAAGCUAAUCUAUACACAUAUUCUUUUAAAUGAAUGGGACGUUGGGAAAAUAUAUACUUGCAUCAGGCAGACUCAUAUUCAUAAGUAAUUGCUGGGCCAAUAUGAUAGCCCAUCUACAAAAUGAAAUUAAAAAGAAAUAAUAGAAAUCCUCUGUAAAUGGGUGGCAAAUGCUUGUUUUGUUUAUUCAUAUUAGAAAGUAGCUUAUGCUGGUAUAUACUGUGAGUUUGUCAGUUACGUCUGCCUCUGGCAUGCCUCAGAUAAUAUCUAUCUUGCUUGAGGCUCUAAAGCAGAACAACAAGCUUCAUGCCUGACCCAUUUGGUCAAUUGCCAUCUAGGGAGCUGGUUCACUGAAACAACAAUUUUCCCUUCAUUCAAAACCCAACACUAAUGACACAGUAAAAACACAACAAAGAUUCCCAGAAAGUCAGGAUUCAUGCAAUAGGUAGGUCACAAGUUAACACCACUUAAUUUUGGCUAAUGGACAAUUGCAAGAAAUGGAUAAGAGCAUCUUAGUAAUAUUGAUCUUUUGGAACCAGUAAAUAUUUUGAAACUAUGUACAUCUGUGAAAAAUUAUUGGGAAUGCUUUUAAAUUACCAAUUUCAUUCAGGAUUGUUUUUCAUAUUAAACCUGAGAUAUAUAUAGACUGUUGACCCUGCAGGAUAGUCUCUGCUUCUGAAUUCCAUUAUAUUUGGACAUACUGAAAAAAAAAAUGAAAAUAAUGUGUGCAUUCUCUGUAGAUAAAUAACGGGAAGGGGAUUGCCAUACACAUCUCCGUGAUAUAUGCAAAUGUUGGGGUUUGGGUUAUACGUUUUGCUAAUUUUCCUUGACUAUACUUGAUAACUUUGUGCCUUGCUAGGAAAAAAAAUCAUUGUUCAAUAAUUAUUUGAAUGGUGACUGUAUAAAUGAUGUGAUCAGCUGAUAUCACAUGGUGUAUUAGAAAUAAAGAUACUUUAAAAACA